Molecule: messenger RNA, 1447 nt
Organism: Coregonus clupeaformis (lake whitefish)
Lineage: Eukaryota; Metazoa; Chordata; Actinopteri; Salmoniformes; Salmonidae
Product: mitochondrial pyruvate carrier 2
Exons: 5
Coding region: 559-945 (128 amino acids)
Biological process (GO): pyruvate import into mitochondria
Cellular component (GO): mitochondrial inner membrane
Molecular function (GO): pyruvate transmembrane transporter activity
Source: RefSeq, a predicted model, not a curated record
GAGUCCAUUCCUCAACGAAUUGGGGCUGUUCUGGGUUGCAACUCAAUAUUAGGAAGGUGUUCCUAAUGUUUUGUACACUAUUUAUAUUAACGGUUUACUUUAAACCAAUCAUGUCGGGAGAAUACACCAAUUUGGGGAUGUAGUCCGCCAUAAAACCCACAGAAGAAGAAUAAUCAUUUUUGGGAGGAUUGGACCAAUGCACCAAUAGUAAUCAGGGGCGGCUUGUUGUGGUACUGUGCUAGAUAGGUUGCGCAGUGAAGAAAAGUCACCACCUUGCAAUAGCUCUCAAAUCGAGGCAAUCAGGGAUGUCGAGCGCUGUGCUAGCAUAGCACGUAUGGCUAGCUACAUGGCAGUCGGUUUGUGUCGAAAGCAGGACAAAUCGGAACCGUUUUAUGACUGCAAAACAUUGUUGUACAUUUAAGAUACAGGGCAAUACUCGAGCGUGUUAAAGUCAAACUCGACCUGCUUCGUUGCUAGCAAGCUACGCUACAUAUUUAGCAAGCUAGCUUGCUAGGUCAAGUGUACUGUAGCAGACAACAACAUUAGCCUCUUGCAAACAUGGCUGCGAUGAGAGCUUCCUAUCACAAGCUCCUGGACAAGAUCGGGCUUAUUUUGCCAGCCAAACUGAGACCUCUCUACAAUCACCCUGCAGGUCCAAGGACUGUUUUCUUCUGGGCCCCAAUGUUCAAAUGGGGGCUGGUUGGGGCUGGUCUGGCAGAUAUGAGUCGACCAGCCGAGAAACUGAGUCUUUCCCAGUCUGGUGUACUGACAGCCACAGGUCUGACCUGGUCCAGAUACUCUUUGGUCAUCAUUCCAAAGAACUGGAACCUCUUCGCUGUCAAUUUAUUUGUGGGUAGUGCUGGAAUAUCCCAGCUCUACAGGAUCUUCCAGUAUGAGCAAGGGAAGAAGACACUAGCAAAGGAGGCUCACCCUGCAGAGUGUUGAGUGUCACCAAUCCAACUCCCUUGAUCGAAAGGGAGCCUCAUCACUGGCACAAACCCAGCCCCUCCACCCUCGUUCAAUUUUACAGUAGAAAAAAAACAAUGUUCAUUGCUGAAGUUCAUGUAAUUUGCCUGGAUUUCUUCAGGUUUAUAAUGGCAUAUUAACCCUUACCAAAACACACUCAAAUGGUUGUCAUCUAUGCACAAUAUGUUGUAUUUUGAAGUUUUACUUAAUGCGACAAGUUGUAUGAUUGUAUAUUAAUUUAAGAAUAUACAAAUUUCAUUAUUAAUAUUUAUAAUGCAUUUUUUGGGAAGAUGUAGCUUUUUUCCAAACUUUUUUUUUUGUAGUCAUGAUACCUCAUGGAGUGGUUUCCUAAGAAUGAAGAUCUUGAAUCUGUGUUGAAUGUGGUUAAAAGGAAUGUCUCCAAGUAUUUAUUUUAUUAGACGUGUCACUUUUUCAUACCACAUGCUUAUCAACUAUUUAUUAAAUCAUUUUGGUAACUAUU